CUAAGUCCCUAUACUGACCAAUCAUUGAGUGCCGUUGAGCAAGUUGAGGAGCUCAAUCAACCAAUCAUUGAGCGCCGUUGAGCAGGCUGCUUCCUCAACCCACCAAUCAGAUGGCCUCAUUGACUGACCGUGUCAAAUGCAUAAUCGGAGUGACAAGAGUAAACAAUCGCUGCUAUCAUCAGUGGACUGAGAUCGGUGACAGCAAACAAGAGAUAAAAAGCAUGGAUUUGGCGGGACACAAGUGCAGUGUAUGUGACAGGAGUUUCUCAGUGAAGUCCAACCUGACUCGGCACAUGCAGCUUCAUGGUCCGAACGAGGAACAUGUGUGUGAAGUGUGUGGGAAAAGCUUCUCACUGAAACAGCAGCUGAGCAGCCACCAAAAACAGCACCUGUACCCAUGCAUCCGUCUGUACAGGCAGGGAGAGGCCAAGCUGCAGUGUACGGAUGCAGCUAAGAGUGUGGCAAUGGGCCCCAGCAAAGCAGUAGACCCCAGCUGUCUGGAUUCAGAAAAGGUGGAGGCUGCUGCAAAGAAAUCUGGAGGGGAAAUGUGGAAAGGCCAGCUAGUUGUCACAUUCGGCAAAUAUGCAGGCCAGUCUUUCAGGUGGCUGCUUGAAAAUGAUGUGGGCUGGGUCAUAUGGCUGCUGUCUGAAUAUUGUCAGAAGGGUGAGAAGAACGAUCUCCUAAAGUGGCAAAAGGAGCGAUUGCUGCAGUAUGCCAGAGAGUUUCCGCCUGUCACCUUCCAUCUUGACAAACGCAUGGAGGAGUCAAGGAAAGACAAAGGAAAGAAGGCUGAAUCUACCCUUUCUAAGUUCCAGCAGGAUCCUGACUAUGCCAGUGAUGCUGAAUUGUUGGCAGCUGCUGAGACUGUCCUUGAAGAGUCUGAGGUAGCGGUCUCCACACAGCUGACCACCUGGGGAGAGCUCACACCGGCUGUGAGUCAGGACUCUUCCCACAGCCUCAGCGCAUCUCAGGGAAGAGCUUCUUCCCCUGUAGACACCUCUGCCUCUGGCUUCUUGCUGGAGGGCUGGCAGAAAUACUGGGAGCAUCCACCUCCAUCUACACAAGCCAAUGGUAUAGCUCCUCCUAACAUCAAGUGGCUGAAAUAUGAUGAGAUGUAUGGUCUGUUUGAGAGACCUUCCAAGUACAAAAAUGCCAAAGGAGAGAUUGUGGAGAGAAUGCUUUUAAAGGAGAAGAUGGAGUUCCACCCACCCCCAAUUCCUACUUCUGUCAAGGGAGGACUGCCCAACAUGAUGGCCUUUUUCACAACCCCUGUCUUCUUCUGGCGCCCAGUUGGUGUGAUGCAAGCCAAGAUCCGCUGCCCUAGCUCCAACUGCCCUGCACCACCAGGUGAAUACCUUGAGAAGAAAGGUUUUGGUAGUUAUGCCAGGCAAGUGUGUGGGAUGAAGUACAAUUACACCUUGUUGACAGAGAAGCUGAAGUGUUCACAUUGUGAAAAGAUGAGGCGGGAAGUGAGUAAGACACAUAGUGACGCAGACAGUGAAGAUGAGGACAGUCAUCAUGUUCAGCAGUACAUUUGGCUGGCACACAGUCCCAAGAUCCUGAUGAACUUGGCCCCUGCCAUCAGAAGCAUUUUUCCUGCCAUACUGUGUGGGAAGCGUGCUAUUGACAAAGGCGUGGUUACUCUUCUGAAUGACAGGGUCAACAGUGUGUCCAUGAGCAAAGUCCAGAGACUGCUGCAGCAGGGACAUGAUGAGUGGUAUGUGGAGCGCCGUGACCUGUACCAGACUCUCUUGUACGAAGCCCACACAGCUGGAUCUGCAUCGUCUCAGAAGAGCGUCCUGUCCUUUGUCAAAGCUGCUGGUACUUACACCCCUCCUCUGCCCCGGACUCCCCUUCCUUCUGCCCGUGUGCUGAGGCGUGCACACAUGAUCAUGGAGAUGGAGAAGAUGCCUGUGUACAGAGCCUCAAUCCUCAGUGUGACUGGAGAAAUCCUCUGCAUUGAUGGUACAAAAAAGGUCCUUAAGAAGAUAUAUGGUGAUGGCCAGGGCACCAUGCAGUAUGUCACCAGUGUGCUGAACGAGUGGGGCCAGUUCUUGACCACGGUGGUGGUGGCAGCUGAGUCUGAGGGGUGCUACAGACGUAUGGCCAAAGGUCUGAUGGCCCGCUUUGAACGAGCUAGGGCUCCUGCACCAACUGCCAUAUAUGCAGAUAACAACUGUUGUCGUGACAGUGGUUCGUCCUUCCUGGAGAAUCUGUUCGGGGGCUGGGUGCAGAAGGGCACUGUGGUCAGACGAUCCCAUCCUCAACGGUCUCUCCAUUCCUCUGCCCAAUCUGAAUGCCAAGUCCAUCUCUACAUUCAUGGCACGGGAAGAGAAGAAGGCUAA
Molecule: messenger RNA, 2345 nt
Organism: Pimephales promelas (fathead minnow)
Lineage: Eukaryota; Metazoa; Chordata; Actinopteri; Cypriniformes; Leuciscidae
Source: RefSeq, a predicted model, not a curated record